AUGGAAAGAAGGUGGAGGGGCUAUGAGAGAUUUCAUUGUGAUUUCGCUAGAUCAUUAAGCGCCCCGAAAAAGGAAAGAAAAAAUGAAAAAAUUCAUUCAAGAACGUACAUUGACGAUCUCAUGAAAUGGCAUUUUAAUGAUUCCCAGCAAUCAAAAACGCGAGAAAUAAAAAGCUUAGAAUACUCACUUAAUUCUAUAUCUCGUUCAUUAAAGUCUUCAGUAUCCAAAUCACCAUCUGACUCCGUUCCAGAAUCGUGA
Clunio marinus is the source of this 258-nucleotide messenger RNA. The record is from the annotation of a GenBank genome assembly. NCBI's taxonomy places the organism in Eukaryota, Metazoa, Arthropoda, Insecta, Diptera, Chironomidae.